AUGGCGACGUGGGGCAGGUUCGGCCCGACCGUGAGGAACUUUUUCAGGGGGUUGGGGUACGCAGGCAGUAAGUUACCCCUGAGGAGCACCGCUGGAGGGGCAGUAGUGGGGUGUCUGCUCGUCAGUAGUGUUGUUCACUAUCGCCUUCAGUCGCGCUGGAAGUGUUUAUACCCGGCCGUGUACGCCAAGGAGAGCGAGGAUGAAGAUGCCCCCACCCCGGUGGUCUCGAUGCGACGGUUACGUUUUAACCAGUUUGCCACUGUGGUUUAUGAUCAGGAGCCGUUCAUGACACCCAGAGACUUUCUGUACUCCAUGAUGCUGGAGAAUGUGGACCGUAAACGGAAUAAAAGGGUUCUGACCAAAGCGGAAGUGGAGAAGCUGCUGACUGUGGCAUCUCGAGCAAAGGCAGGAAGCAAUCUGUUCAGAGGAGUUGGAGAUAACGGUCUGAUCUCCUACACCGAGUACCUGUUCCUCCUCACCAUUCUCACCAAGCCACAUACCGGCUUCCGCAUCGCUUUCAAAAUGCUGGACAUCGACGGCAAUGAGCAGGUGGACAAAAAGGAGUUUGAGAAGCUGAAGAAAAUCAUCGGACUGAGGAAAGUUUCCAAAGAGGAAGCGGAGAACGCGACUCCAGAGGACCAAGACGCACCCAACACCACUCUGCAGGCCUACUUCUUCGGCCGCCGCGGCCAGAACAAACUACAGUACACGGAGUUCUGCAGGUUCAUGGAGGAUCUCCAGGCGGAGGUGCAGGAGAUGGAGUUCCUGCAGUUCUCCAAGGGCAUGGGCACCAUGAGGAGAGAGGACUUUGCUGAUUGGCUGCUGUACUACACUAACGAGGAGGAUAACGAGCUAUACUUGGAAAACCUCAGGAAGAGGAUCCCUACAGGAGAGAGCAUCACCUUCGAGGAGUUUAAAGCCUUCUGUCUCUUCAUCAACAACAUGGAGGACUUCGCCAUCUCGGUCAAGAUGAUCGCCGACGCCAACAGACCUAUCGGAAUGGCUCAGUUUAAGAGGGCGGUGAAGAUCGCCACGGGCCAGGAGCUCUCCGAGAACGUUCUGGACACCGUGUUCAAAAUCUUCGACCUGGAUGGAGACAACUGCCUGAGUCAUAAAGAGUUCAUCGCCGUGAUGAAGGACCGAAUGCUGCGUGGUCUCAGGGUUCAGUCCCAGCAGGGCGUGUCUGGUUUUUGGAAGUGUGUGAAGAGAGAGAUGCUAAAAGGAGCCCAGGAGGCUCUCAGCCCCAGCAGUAGCCCCUUUUAACCCCCUUUUAAAGGAGGUGGCGGGGGUGUCGUGUGCUUAUAUUAAAUAUAUAGAAUAUAUGUAUGUAAUAUAUAAAGAUAUAUUGUUAUUUCACUCCGUUUGGUCAGGGUCGUGGUGGGUCCGGUCCCCCAGAAUCACUGGGUGCCAUGCAGUUACACGGCAACAUAGCCAAAGCAUGUCUGUAUGUGGACACCCGACCGGCCGAUAGCACCACCGGGGAUGGACCUCGCUCAGCUCGACUCUUGAUUCACCUGCAUUAAGUAAUGGUUUAAUUAACUUGGUUUGGUGUAACUUACGCGGCCUCUACAGAGAUCAGAGCUCGACCCUGUUAUGCACCGAGAACGUGAGCACUGAAAUAUACCGCGUUCCAAUAACAGUGGCCGACCACACUUGAUGCUUUUCUGGCUGCAGUCAUGUUCCGAAAUGUAAUAAAGAUGCUUCAUGGAACGGUAAACGUGAUGUAACUGUGUCUGUAUAACUCAACGUGAUGAGAGAAAACUAGGAUGUUCAUGAUUUAUUAUGGAAUUUAUUAGAGACGAUCUGAAAUAUGUUGAAUUAUUUUAGUUCUACAGACACAGUGAUGUCACUGCUCCACAUUUCUUUGGUUUUAAGCACCUAAAAAAACCCUCAUCACGAGUUCUUAUUAAAAUGUCUGUGAAUUAAAUUUAGCUGGUGAAAUUGUUUAGAUAUUUAAGUGUCACUGAUCACUGACUUGGUUUUUGUCCGGGUUGUUUUUUGGGGUUUUAUUUAUGGGUAAAUGCACAUACAGCUUCAAAAUUUCAACCAGGUCAUGUUUGUUUUUUUUGUAUUUUUCUAAACCGCGUCCAGGCUGAGCGUUCAAAUUAAUGGACGGGAAUGAUUUCAGUCUGAAUAUUUACAGAAACCAACAGUCACAGGAAUAAAAUGAAACACUACAGGGAGUUUGUGUGACACUUUCUACUUUAUUACUACUAAAUGCGCUCUGUGUAAACUGGGAGUUCUGUUUUUACCUUCUGAAAGAUAAAAAUGUUCAUGUUUACUUUUUUACCCUUAAUUUUCUAUUGCACUGUAAGCACGAUCACGCUAUGCUCUCGCUAUUCCUCCACCAAUCGUGCACCACCACAGAGUAUCUGUCACUGAUGUGCUGGUAAAGAUUCCUUAUCAGUAGACACGACAAACUGUGUCCAUAAUGCGCCAACAGGGUGCCAGCGGUGAGACUCAAACCUACAUCUGUGGUGGUACUUCUUUAUCUCCUGGAAGUGUUUGCUGUUCAGACUUAAAGCUUUAAUUAUUUAAAACACUCCAGGAAAACAUAUAAUCUAUACAGAUUUAAUAUUUGUGCUUUAUUUGAAUGAUUUUUAUUCUGGUUCUUGGUUUGUUUCACGUAGAGCAGCGAUAGAUUCUUUUUUUUAUUGGGUGAGAUGUGGAUUUUAUUCCUAAUGCGGUGCUGUUUGUUUACUUUUCUCACAGAUUUCACUGUUUUUAUAUUCUGUAUUUUGAAAUUUUAAGCUGAUCAGAAUUUGAAUAAAAUAAAUAAAGAAUUUAAA
Molecule: messenger RNA, 2789 nt
Organism: Trichomycterus rosablanca
Lineage: Eukaryota; Metazoa; Chordata; Actinopteri; Siluriformes; Trichomycteridae
Gene: micu2
Product: mitochondrial calcium uptake 2
Exons: 12
Coding region: 1-1263 (420 amino acids)
Biological process (GO): calcium import into the mitochondrion; mitochondrial calcium ion homeostasis
Cellular component (GO): uniplex complex
Molecular function (GO): calcium ion binding
Source: RefSeq, a predicted model, not a curated record